GCCUGGCAUUCCGCAGAAAGGUUUGUUUGCAAGUGGGCGAGCGGAGCAGGGCUAUGGAGACUUUUCUGGAAAAGGAAUAUUAGCUUGCAUUAUUUAUUUCUACAUAAUGGUUACAUGGCUUUUUUUUUUCCUCUCCGGAGGAGUUGAUGUAGGCACCUUCUUGAUUUGAUCCUGGAAAAUAGGGGCAUAAAAUGCACGCCGGCAGAGUAUUUUUGCACUUGUUAAGUAGAAUAAAUACAUUUUUCAAAGAGGUCACAUUUUACAGCCGUGAAUAUUUUUAUUUAUUUACAGCAAUUCUGUAAGGCCUGAUAUGUCAUUCUAGACAAUAUACAGGUAGGCCUUGCUUACCAACUGCCUCGUGCAAUGACCCUUCACAGUUACCACGCUCCUUUAAAAAAUAGCUGCGAGCUCCUUUAAAAAAUAGCUGCGAUAAAGGCCCACAUCUACAAUGGUCGGGGCAUCCUUCAGAUAUAUGAUCACUCUUUGUAAACUUCACAACUAGCAUUCAUUUUCGCUUGUGAUAAGCAGAGCUAAUACUGUAUUAUUAAAUACAGGUAGUCUUCAACUUACAGUCACAAGCCCCAAAUUUAUGUUGAUAAGUGAGAUAGUUGUUAAGUGAAUUUUGUCCCAUUUGAAGACCUUUCUUGCCACAGUUGUUAAGCGAAACACCACUUGUUAAGUUAGUGACAUGGUUGUUAAGUGAAUCUGGGUUCCCCAUUGACUUUGCUUGUCAGAAAGUCACAAAAGGUUAUCAUGUGACCCCGAGAUAAUGCAACUAUCACAAAUAUGAGUCAGUUGCUAAGCAUCUGAAUUUUGAUCAUAUAACCAUGGGGAUGCUGCAACAGUGGUAAGUGUGAAAAACGGUCAUAAGUCACUUGGUUCAGUGCUGUUGUAACUUUGAACAGUGACUAAAUGAACUGUUGUAAGCCGAGGAUUUCCUGUACUGUAGUUCACCUAAAUACAAACAGAAGUAUUUUAAAGGUAAGAGAUAAAACAUUCUAACCUUUGUUUGGAGAUUGAUCUAGUUUAUUUUAAAAAAUCCCAUGCAUUUGGCUGAUUGCACUCACUUGUACAUUGUUAUUUUCACUUAAAGACCACACUUGGGACCAGCAACAGUCACUAAGUGGACAAUCAAGUGAUUGGGGUUAUCUUAGCUUCCUCUUCAGUUGCUAAUUAAAGCAACAUGGUAACUAAAUAGAAAAUCACAAUGUAAAAGUUACUCCAUUAUAAUUUUGAAAGGUUGCUGCGUGAGGCAGUCGGUAAGCUUGGUCUAGUUUUACUGAGUAUUCAGUGAUAGCUGCCUAUGUGUUUGCAUGUGUUCAGGUAGUUUUCUAUAUAUACAGUGCAGACAAGACAUCCAAUUUUUUAGCUCUAUGAAGGCAACAUUUGUUGGAGUAAUAAUGUUUUUCAUGUUUGAUUACUGCAGUAAAAUUAAAAAAAAAUCCUGCUUUCUUCAAAGUUGAAUUCAGAAAAAAUAACCUGAGCAGGCUUUUUUCCCUUCUUUUCCUUUUUUUCCUCCUUGCUUCAUCUCAGUCUAGUUUUCUUCCCUCUUCCCUUUCCAAUGUAACUAUCCUUGUUCUAACUCUGCUGGAAGGGCACUAUAUAGAGAUAGUGCUCUUCACCCUUAUGACUGGUUGUCAAGUGCUUUGUGUUCACAUGAUGUUCACUUGCAAUCUUCCCUGCCAGUCUCUGCAGAAAGCCAGUGGGGAAGCUGGCAGGAAAGGUUGCAAAUUGCUGCCACCUCCCUAGAUGACUCCCUCUUGUCUCUGGGGGCUGAAUGAAAAAGAUUCCAGCCAUUUCAUGCUUGAAUCUCAGCAGCUGAAAUCCAAGCAUGCAUGCAGUGCAAAAUCUCUGUCUCCCUGCCUUCAUGGAGAGCCCCAGAGAGGCAAAGAGAGAAGGUCACCGAGCUCCAGUGGUGCUAUUCAGCCAGUUCUAUCUGGUUCGGGCAAACCACUAGCAGCGGCUGCGGGAGGCUCCACCCACCACCCAGACAUCAUCACGUCCCAUUUUUUAUGCUCUGCGCAUGAGCAGAAGGUCCUGAGCAUGCACGGAGGUGGUGUGUGUGUUCCCAUUUGCGAACUAGUAGCGAAGUACUUUGCAACUGGCUCUUAUUUUGGCUGGCAAUGUCUUCAAAAGGAAAGAGAAAGAGCUCCACUUCAAUUAAGGAAGGAAAGAAGAAGCAAAGGAGAACCAUCAAUCUUGAUUUGAAAAUGAAGAUCAUCAAAGCGCAUGACGAGGGGAAGAAGGUGAACUUUAUAGCUCAAGAAGAAGGGCUGGCCCAUUCCACCAUCUCCACUAUUCUGAAAGAUAAGGAAAGGAUCAAAAACGCUAUUAAAGGAGCAUCAGGAACAGAUGCCAUUAUAACUAGACACCGAACAGGCCUCAUCCACGAAACAGAAAAACUGCUACUACUUUGGAUUGAAGAUCAAAUCCAAAAGAGGAUGCUGAUUAGCCUUUCUCUCAUUCAGGCAAAGGCGCGCAGCAUUUUCACAACACUGAAGGAUAGAGCAGGUCAGGAAUGCACUGAAGUGUUCACUGCCAGCCGUGGCUGGUUUAUGCGGUUUCAGCGAAGAUUUAAUUACCACAGCACACGCAAGACACGUAAAGGUGCAAGUGUUGAUGAAGCUGCCAAACAUUUUCUGGAUGAACUAGAUGAUAUUAUUGCAAAGGGGAGCUAUUUGCCUGAACAGAUAUUCAAUGUGGAGGAAACCUGGUUAUUCUGGAAAAAAAUGCCAGAGCAGACCUAUAUCCACAAAGAGGCCAAAACAGCACCUGGAUAUAAAACGUUUAAGGAGAGAGUAAGCUUGCUAUUGGGCGGAAAUGUCUCCGGAUUCAAGCUGAAGCCAUUUCUGGUCCACAAUUCGGGGAACCAUCGUGCAUUCAAAAACAUAUGCAAGCGCACACUGCCCAUUUAUUACCGAUUCAAUCAGAAGGCUUGGAUGACACAAGUCCUCUUUGAGGAUUGGUGUAUGAAUUGUUUUAUACCUCAAGUAAAGGAAUAUUGUUUGCAAAAAAAGAUUCCUUUUAAAAUUCUACUGCUCCUUGACAACAGACCUGGACAUCCCCCACAUUUUCAUAAUAUCUAUCCAGAUGUAAAAGUGGUUUAUCUGCCCCAAAACACCACCCCUCUCUUACAGCCUAUGGACCAGGGAGCUAUCACAAUAUUUAAAGCAUACUAUUUACGUGCAAUGUUUGCCAAAGCCGUUGAUGUAAUGAAGGAGGAUAAGAGGGUGACAUUGCGUGAGUUUUGGAAAAACUAUAAUAUACCCCAUUGCAUCAAAAACAUUGCAGCAGCAUGGCAGGAUAUCACUCUGAAAUGCAUGCAAGGGAUUUGGAAAAAGUGUUUAAAAUGUUUUCCUGUUCUGAUAAAUAAUUUUCAAGGAUUUGACCAUAACAAAGAUUUGGAUGAAAUAAAUAAGGAAAUUUUGACACUCAUGAAAUCCCUUGAUUUAGAAGUUAAUGCUGAAGAUGUGAAAAAUUUGAUAGCCUACACUGAGGGAGAACUUUCAAAUGAGGAUUUAAUUGAACUGAAAGAAGAAUUGGAAACACGAAGGGUCAAAGAAGAAGAAGAGGAGGAGGAAGAGGAGGAGGAAGAAGAAGAGGAGGAGGAGGAAGAGGAGGAACCAGAAGAAGAACCGGAGGAGGAACCGGAGGAGGAACCAGAAGAGGAGGAGGAACCACAGGGGGACAAAUCAAAAGAGGAGGAAGAAAAGGAGGAGGAGGAAUCAGAAGAACAACCAGAGGAGGAGAAGGAAAAAAAUGUAGAAAUUCAGCCCAAAAUGUUCAAUGUGAAAGCAUUGGCUGCUGUUUUCUCGGGCAUUAACCAAAGUUUAUCAAAAUUACAAAGUAUGGAUCCAAAUGUAGAACGUUUUGAAAAGGUGUAUCAGGAUAUGCAUGAAAUCUUAAACUGUUACCAUGAAAUAUAUGAAGGAAAAAAGAAAAAAACUUGUGCAAACCAGAAUUAGUGGGUCCUUUAAGAAAGUUACUCCUUCUAUGGCUGUAGUUCCUUCCUCAUCCCCCUCCCCAUCCAGAGGAAUAGAAGAUUGAGACAAUCUUCAACCAUCAGCCAGCUAUCCCAAUGCAUCCUUUCCAAAAACACAGGAAAAAAACUAUAAUUUUGAAGGGCUGAUAGUGAUGCUUACUAUAUUGCAAUUGUAAAGUCUGAUUUUGUACGCAUUUUGUUAAAAAUGUUCAGUUCUUGAAAGAUAAAAGAAAUUGAGUUUGGAAGGUCGAAGUAAAAUAAUAAGUUGCAGGCAUAUGAUAAUUCACUUAGUGACUGCUUUACUUCACUUAACUCAGGGGGAAGUAUUGCAAAAUCACAAGCAACUUAGCGACCAAGUUGACAGUCCUAAUUUUCCUAAUUGUAGUCAUAAAGGAAGAUUAAAAUGUUAAAAUUUCAAUUUUAAAUAAGCUAUAUAAAGGACUAAAAUGCAAAUUUCUAGUUAAGAUUUUACUUAAACUAAGAAAAUGGCUUUAUAAGUGAAUGAUAAUUAUUAAGAUCCAAGAAUUUAGGCAGAAAAUUAUUAGAUUUGGAGGCUUCUGUAUAAAAUGCACAACAGUUUUAUUUUUUCAGCAAUGUCUUGAAAUCAUGUUAGAUCCAAAAUUAGUGGUUAUCACUAAUAUCAGCUGCGAAGUAUUUUCGUACUUGUGGCCCAUGACUUGGGCAAUUUGAAAGGUGGCUAAAUCUAUCGAAUGAGUUUUCACUACAACCUUUUUCUCCACAUUUAAGGAAAGCAAUUAGUAUUUUUCCGCACUCACUGAUGACUUAAUGAGCAGAAACCAAGUCAGAGGAACCCACCAAUCACUUUCCUUUAAUUCCCUACAUGAAAAUCAGAACAGCUGAACAAGUUACUCUUGUUCCUGUGGCAGGUAAAACCAACUUUUACAUGGUAAAACCAACUGAAUUUGUACUAGCGUACUUUUCUGCUGUCUCAAGAAGGGGCAGAACACACAUUAAUAUGGUUGUGAGGAAGAACUUUUAUUUUGGAGUAAAACGCAUAGGAUUUCUUGUAACUGUUAUAUUGUUGUAUUGUCUUUUUUUUUUUAAGAUUCUCAGAUUUUAGUGUGUUGUAUACAGUCCUGGAAGAAGACUUAACAAAUAAGCUGAAAAACUGCAGCUGAACUUUUCAUUAUGUUCCACUUAUACUGUGCUUGACAAGGAGAGGAAGUAACAAAUAUUAGAAAAUCCUAUAUAUGAAGUAUUAGUUGAUGUGGUUAAAUCACACAGAAAUCCUUUCACAAAAACUAAAUUAGAAAACACUUAUCAUCUCCAGAUGGAGCUGCUCCCAUUGUUGCUAUUUUUUCCAUCCUAGGAAGUUCUAGAAUCAUUUACUAAAAUCUCAUUAUAUACAAAUGUAGCCAAAAGUAUUGAUACCCUCUGCUUUUUCUUAAGAAUCCCAGUUUCCUUGAAAUAAGUUGAAACUGAUACAAGGAAAUGGCAUUUACUAUUCUUUAGUCCACUGUCCCAAGGGCAGAUGCUUUGAUUUUGAUGUAUGACGUAGCAUAUUCUUAUAAUAAAAUGAAAAUGGCAUGGGCAUACUUAUUAGUACUCAUUAAAAUACAUCAUUGGAUGUUUGUGGUCUGUUAAGCAGAAUCUUUAAUUGGUAUCAUAAGUGCCUUCAGUCUUAUAAUCAGUUGCUCAGCCUAUUUGAAUGGAGCAAAAUACUCAGGCACUUUGUGUUGUAUGCAGCACAGUGACUAUAGACAAGAAAAAGAAAAACAGAGAGUUGUCUGAUGAGGAAAGGAAGAUGGUAAUAACCAAACAUACCGUGUUUCCCUGAAAAGAAGACCCAGCCAGAAAAUAAACCCUAGCCUGAUUUUAGUAUGCUAUUAUAAGCCCUACCCCCAAAAUAAGCCCAAGUGAAGAUCAUCAGCUGGGAUAGGGGUAGGUGGGCAUCCCCAGCACAGGAGGUGGAGAGCGUGCACUGCAACAGCCACACCCCAGCACUGCGACCUCUGGCCCAACUCUCCAAGUAGAGGCACAGGGGGUGGGGAGGCAGGUGAUUGUGACAUGCAGCGCAGCGGCAGAAGGUACAGGGGGAGGGCAGGUUAUCCUGAUGCACCUUGUGGUUUUAUAAGCUGAUUUAAUGGAGGCAAAUGAUUCCAAUACAUGGUAGCAGCAAGGAGAGGCACGGGGCGAGAGGGCAUGCGAUCCUAACGUGGCAUGCAGCCUUCUGUGUUGCAGCUGCAGGCAAGCCAACAGACAGUGGGAUGGAUUGACACCUGAUUUAAUGGAGGCAAGCAAUUCCAACGUGUAAAGGCACCGGCAGCAGGCAGAGGUGGGGGAGGCAGGUGAUUCCAAUGCGUGACAAAGUAGUUUGCCCUCUUCCGCCUGCGCCUCUGCCUGCUGCCCCUGUGCAUAAGAUUCUCCUGCGUCCAUUAAAUUGGGUGUCAAUCUAUCCCACCAUCUAUCAGCUUGCCCGCAACCACACAAUGGAGCAGAAGGCCACAUGGCACAGCAGGAUGACCUCCCAUCCCCCCUAUGUCUCUACCUGCUGCCAGUGCUGCCGUGCAUCGGAAUUGCCUGCCUCCAUUAAUUCAGGUGUCAAUCUGUCCCACUAUCUCAGCUUGCCUACAUUGUCUGUGUUUCCCGAAAAGUAAGCCCUAAUCUGUCUUUUGGGGCCCAAAUAAAUAUAAGACUGGGUCUUAUUUUAGUAAAAGGAAAGGCUAGAAAACCAUCUCAAAUUAUUCUUAUUUCCUGUGACCAUGGUGGCUAAUAAUGUCAAAUUUAACAUCCAUGGGACUGUAGCCAACUAUCCUUGACCUUGCCACAAGAGAAAAAUUGACUAACACUUAAAACAGAAGGGUAUUUCAAAUGCUGGAGAAAGAACCAAAGAAGACUUCAAAGAUCAAAGUAUAAUUGUAUCAAGUUGCACCAUGUGACCUCUAUGGUAGAAAAUUCAGGAAGACUCAACUUCUGAAAAACAGACAAAAAGAUGGAGUUUACCCUGGUAUAAUUUAUCAAAAAUGGUUAUUGAAAUGGAAAUUUGUGAGGGCAGAUAGGUUGGCUAGUGACUUAGAAAGACAUAAUUAUUUCGGCACACAUCAAUGUUGCAGAUGCAGUCCCUCUUAUAUCAGUUAAUAUAACUGAUCAGCCUGACCUCACAAUUAGUUUCUAAAGGAGAUAAAUGUUUAUGCUUAAGUAAUAGCUUGAUAAACUGUAAUGUGCAUUCUCAUGUUUGCUUUGGCACAAUAAGCCAUUUUGGCAUGCCUUAUAUAAACCCAACUGAUUCCAGUUUAUAUACUAAGCAAAAUAAAUCAUUAGAUGUAUGCCUAGGAGUUAAUGCAAAAAACUAUUAAUGGUUCAAUAGUUUCUGUAUUUUUAAAUAAGUCCACAAAGUAUAGAGAUUAUAAUAUUUUAUUACUUUGUAAAGCAAAAUCUGGGAAAAAAGCAGCUACUGGCAUUGAGAAUUCAGAUAGAAGAAUCCCCAUGAAACCAGUAGCCAUUUUUUUUGAGAAAUUAUAGAAAAUAAGUAGUUCAUGUUUACAAUUACAAGUUUUAUAACCUGACACAUUAGGGAGUUUGUAGUAUUGCAGAUUAUUAUCAUUGCAGGAAGUAAUAAUGGGGGGGGGGGGAGAGAAGAGAAGCUAAAAGAAAAUCAUAAGCACAAUUGUGGUCACAUGGUUUUCCAUUUAGCAACCACAUCACUUAGUGACCAAGUUGCUGGUCCCAACAGUGGUUGCUAAACAAGGUCUAUCUAUAGCUUCUCCUGAUUAUCAGGCAGCCACCUUAUGAAUCGACUGUCCAAAAGUUUUUGACAGUCGAUCCAAGCAAGACAGCCUGGCAGUUGAUUGAAUGAGCUGUGGUUGUCAGAUGGUUUUCCCAUCAGCUAGAGGAGAGCAAAGCCAGAUAGCUUGAUCAAUGCCCCACAAUCUGAAAUCAAGACAUAAUCCAGCAGCAAAGCAGAACAAAGGAAGGAUAAGGAGCGGCAGUAAGGACAGGAAAUGUUAUGCUAGUAUAACAUUUUGCCGGUUGAAGGAUGGCUGACUAAUAUUUUAAUCAAACUGCAGAAAAAAAGUUUAAAAAUCAUGAAGGCUGUAAUGUUUGACACAUAUAUUUUUCAGUAAGUGUUUGUGUUAUUUAUUUUUGAAUAAGGAUGCAUGUGAAUCUGAAAGUCAAAGUCUCUUCUUUGGAUCCAGUCAUGAAUUGAACAAGCCUUCACUGAUGUGGUGCAUCCAUACCACAGGAAGCAGUUGUCAAGAUAAGACUAUUAAGAAGGCUACAUUUGUUGAUUCGGACCACGGGCUUGUCUACUCCAGCAUUCACUUUGCACACUGGUCACUAAUGUUCCCCUGGAAACCUCCAAGUAAAUUGUCAGUGGUAGAAUGGGAAGGCGGGCAGUCUCCCCUUUCAUAUUCCCAUGAUGGGAAUGAAGAUAUUUCUUCUCUGGUAUAUGAACAAUACACAACAUCUAUGAUACAUAUCCAUGUAAUGUCUUGUUACUCACACCUCUGCAACUUAUGCUGCACAUGUAUUUCUCUACCAGCUUCUAGUAUUUUCAGCUCCCCAUGUCAAUAAGGGUAAAUGUUGGCCCCUGGAGAAGCAAAUUUGCAUUCUAGAAUCAUCUUUCUUUGCUAAGUGAAAUGCUUUUGCUGUCUGAAUUAUGGUGCUGCCUUAACUAUAUCAUCUGAUAUCAAAAUUUCAGAACCAGAGGAUGCUGUCCUUUCUCUGCAAUUCCUUGUUUCCCUGGAGAAGGAUAUCCAUUCAACGGUGCUUAGGCAUAAUUAAUCCAUUACUUUUAGUAUGGCAAGGUCAACAUGCAUGUAAUUCGUGUAAAUCAUAUAUUCAUUUAUUUCAUAGUGGCCUUUUAUGCUUUUAAGACUUUUAUUUUUCUAUGAAAAUAAUAUCUCCCUGGAUUUUUCUGAUCGUUUCUGUUUUGCUUUGAGGCAGCAGAUAGGAAGAUUGAAUACAUUGAAGUGGGUAACACUAAUUAAUUAUAUAUUGGAAAUAUAUGAAGUUUAACUACUUUAUGCCCUUUGAGAGAUUAUAGCAGAUAAACCCCAAAAGGAUUUUCCAGGAUCCCAUGGAAGUUCAGAUUUAGGUGUUUGUAUGUGUUUGUGUGUGUGUGUGUGUGUGUGUGUGAGAGAGAGAGAGAGAGAGAGAGAGGGAGGGAGGGAGAGAGGGAGAGAUUUAAAAUUUUGCAAUUUCUAUUUCUGCUUGUUCUUGUGUUCUGGCUUGAAUAUUGAUGUUUACUAUAUUUUAAAUGACAACUUCAAGGAUUAUCAGCAGGAGUAUGAUUUCUCCAAAGUUUACUUUGUAGGUCGAGUGAGAAAUGUUGUUUUUAUUGGGCUUUGGCACAUUGUAUUGUCUAUUGCAUAUUGUUUUGACAAUUUUGUUAUGAUUAUUUUAAUUGUUCUUUUUGGAAGUCCAUAUCGAUUUUUAAUAUUCCAUUAGCCAUCCAGAAUUGUGAGAACAAUUGUAUAAACAUUUCCUUUUGAAUAUCAAUACUCCUUGUUCAUGACUUGUUUCAAUAUACUCCCUCUUUCAUUCAGCAACUAUUCGAAGUUAUGAUGGCAUUGAACAAGUGGUACUUACAGCCAGUUUCAGACAUCCCAGCAUCCCAUAGUCAUAUAUUUUCAAUCAGGGUCCUUGGCAACUGCCUUGCAUGGAUGGCAGUUGCAGCACCUCAAGGUCAUGUGAUCACCGAUUGCAACCUUCCUUGCAAAGUAAAUUUACAAAGUAAAUGGGAAAGUGUUAUGUCUAACAAAGUCCUCGGGGUUACGACCCGCCUGAGCCUUGACAACAGCCAGGCGGUCUCUGAUUGGUUAAGACGCGCUGGAGGGAAGAAGCGGGAGUUUGGAAGUCCUGUCAUUGGAUAAAGUUCCUGAGGCAGCUAAUAUAUAAGGGCUGUCACCCGGAGAGUUCGUUCGAGCUUAACAUGUUAUUCCGUUGUGAUUAAUUGCGAGUUAAAUAAAGGUUGUGUUCCUUACAACCUCUGUGUGAGACUCUUUCUGGACCCACUAGUCACGGACUUAAUAGAAAGCUAGCAGGAAAGGUCACAAGCACUCCAGUAAGUCACUCACACCCUCCCACACCCAGCAGCAGCUACCUCUGGCCUUUCCAUGCUUGCACUGUAUCUCGCACCUUAUCUGUCUGCCAGCCUGCUUGCAAGCCGCCCAGGAGUCCCUUAACAACCUGCAUUCCUUGCUUAACGAUGGCAACAGGGAAUGCCAGGAUUGCCAUUGCUCAGUGUAGCAGUCAUAUAAUAUCAUGCCUUAUGGUCGCAUUGUUUAAUGAUGCCAAUCCCAAUUAUUUUUGUUAAUUGAGGACUAUCUGUGUAGCAUAAUAAUUGCCACAUAAAUUGGAUAGGGUGGGCAAGCCCCAGGUCCCUUCCUGAAAUAUUAUUACUAUCUAGUAGUGGGGCCUAGCAAGCGUGCCUUCUUCAUGGCUGUCCCUACACCUUUCUCCUCCGCACUCCGCAGCCCCCACCCUCAGUGGUGGGAUUCAGCCAGUUCGCACCACUUCGGGAGAACCAGUUGUUAACUUUCUGAGCAGUUUGGCAAACUGAUUGUUGGAAGAAAUCAUUAGGGCAGAGAACCGGUUGUUAAAUUACUUGAAUCCCACCACUGCCCACCCUGAUAGUCUUCCAGAAAACCAUGAAAACUUGGCUCUUUACCCUGGUACCAAGGUAAAGUAGUAGAGCCUAUGGAAGGUUGUGGGGUCAAAGAAUGGCCCAUAGCAGACCAUAGGUUUGCUUAAUUAUUGCCAUAAAAAAGUUAUAAAAUAGAGUGACCCAAUUAAUGACCAUCACGCAUUAUGACAUGAUAGGCAAGUUCCAUUACGGUUGGAAAAUGACAACUACCUAUAAGCCAUUUUAAGUACGGUACUCUAGAGAUUAUAUGAACAAAAUUAAAACUGGAUUUCUUGGCCAGCAGGUAGCACUUUUAGCAAAUGGCAGUUGAGAUACUGUUUUGCACAGUACAUUCCUAUCCGUGCAAAUAUAUUGAAUUCUUAUCAGAAACAGCUUAGACCAGGAUUAGAAGUAGGGUGCAAGGCAAAGUGGGAGGUUUGUUGGUGCAACCUCUACUAAUUUUUCUCUCUGUCAUUGUGCCCUGCUGCUUAAAUUAUUUUUACAUUUUCAUGUUACAUUGCAUUUUGUAUUUUAUAUUGAAUUUUCUUUUAUGCAGUGCAGUUUGGGUCUGCAACCCAUAAUAAAGUUACUUUUAGUUAUGGAGUGUUGUUUCAGAAAAGUCCUGAUCUUCCCCUCCAACCCAGCUCCUCAACCGCUUUCUCAGAAUAGUGCUCAGUUUACAUUCAGUAAUAGUCAGGGUGACAGAUCUCUAGACUAAGCCCCUCCAUCCUGGCAGUUUAUCCCUUUGAAUCUUACAUCCCAGGCAUCUGUCUAUUUAAUUCCAUCCUGCCACAAGGUUAGUUACUGGUUGUUGUAGUUGUUUUUCCUGCCAACAAGUGAUGCUUGUGGCAAUAGAAAUAGAAAUGAAUUAUGAGACAUUGAAUAUCUGUGCAGAAUUAGUCAUGAACUUUUGCAGUUGUUUCAUUGCAGAGAAAUAACAUUAGAAAUAAGCAUGUAAGGAUAAACCAUAUUAGGAAUUUGGGCAAUUAAUGAAAAUGGAAACAAACAUGAAUAAAGUACUCUUCUUCAAUAGUAUUCAGUAUUCAGUAUUUGUAAAUUAGGCCAUUCUAGAUUUUACUCAUCCAUGUGAGUAUUCAGCAUUUCUAGUUUCUUCUGAUCCAUGUGAGGAAUAUUUUGUAUUAGCUUUGGAGUAAUCAUGCUUUAUUGCAUCCUAAUACUCUUUUUCCUUUCCUUAA
Messenger RNA from Ahaetulla prasina, 11767 nucleotides. Its product is annotated as tigger transposable element-derived protein 1-like. The transcript is spliced from 2 exons. Gene Ontology annotation, molecular function: DNA binding. Bases 2124 to 3965 code for a protein of 613 amino acids. The record is from RefSeq and is a predicted model, not a curated record. Lineage: Eukaryota; Metazoa; Chordata; Lepidosauria; Squamata; Colubridae. Gene Ontology annotation, cellular component: nucleus.